This is a messenger RNA of Morchella importuna, 1887 nucleotides long. RefSeq lists its product as uncharacterized. The transcript is spliced from 2 exons. Gene Ontology annotation, biological process: transmembrane transport. Gene Ontology annotation, molecular function: transmembrane transporter activity. The record is from RefSeq and is a predicted model, not a curated record. The coding region runs from base 1 to 1887 and encodes 628 amino acids. Lineage: Eukaryota; Fungi; Ascomycota; Pezizomycetes; Pezizales; Morchellaceae.
AUGGAGGAUGUUGGACAUAUGCACGAUGAGACAACGCGGCUGCUGGACGUUAAUACCCCAUGGCGGACGGGGUAUUUUGCAAUUGGAGAAGAGAGAAUGGAAACAGGAAUUGCAGACAUGACAAGAUCAGUAGCAGCAGAGGGAGAGGAAGAGAGGUUUCCGACAGCACAGCUGUGUGUUCUCGCAUUCGUCCGAAUCAUCGAACCUAUAACCUUCACCUCCGUACUCCCCUACAUCUACAGCCAAACUCGCUAUCUUCUCACCACCCCCUCUGACCCCCAUCCCACGGGCUCGAUAGCGCUCUACUCCGCGCUCCUCAUCUCCUCCUUUGCCUUCAGCGAGACGCUCACCUCCCAUCUCUGGGGCACUCUCUCCGACAAAUAUGGCCGCAAACCCAUCAUCCUUAUCGGUCUUGCCGGCUCCCUACUCUCCCUCCUCCUCUAUGGUCUCGCCCCCAACAUCGCCCUCGCCAUGACCGCCCGCAUCCUCGGUGGCCUCCUCAACGGCAAUGUCGGCGUCCUGCAGACAGCCGUUAUGGAGCUGACUGGGGCGCGCGAGGACUGGCGCGCGAAGGGGCAGCUAGUGCUGCCGUUUGUUUGGUGUCUGGGGAGUAUCAUAGGCCCUGCGAUUGGUGGGGGGUUGGGCCCUAGCGGGCGUGAAGGUGAAACCGGCAGCGGAGACAGCGUGGAGAUGGGGGUGUAUCAGCUCAGUGCGGGGGUCCCAUUGAUAAUGAGGUUCCCGUACUUAUUACCCAACAUUGUGUGUGCGCUCGUGGCGCUGAUGGGGAUUGUGGUCGGGUGGCUGUGGAUGGAAGAGACGAAUAAGGCGGCCACUAAGGACGAUACGGGUCUUGCUGUCGGCCGCUACAUUCUCGAGGGCCCUAAAGCGCUGUUGGCACAGCUGCUGAAGCGUGCUGAUACCACACCGCCGCCCGCAGACGUCGGGGAUGAGAGCAAUGGUACGAAGGAGGGAGACGACGACGAGGCGGACAGAGUAAGUGUAUAUGAGUCCAGCGCACUCACUACCGCGAACCCGUCGUCGUCCACAUCGCUAUACGCCUCUCUCUCCGCCCUCGACUCCACUACAAGCACCCUAACCGGCUCCACCUCCACUCUCCAUACCUCAGCAGACAAACCCGCAGCAGCAGCAGCAGGGAAGAAAUCAAUCUACACUCCCCGCUUUUACUUACUCAUGGCCGGCUUCUUUAUCCUCUACUACCAUACGACGGCGGCCGAGCACCUCCUCGCCAUCUUCCUCCAGUCCUCCCCGCUGCCGCCUCUCUUCCCCGGCACCGACAUCGGCCUGCUACCCGAGGGCUUCGGCUUCAACACUCACUCCAUGGGCGUUCUAUUCCUCAUCCAAGGCGUCUUCCAGAUGACUCUGCAGUUCACCGCCUUCCCCUUCCUCGCGCGGAGGUGGAGCAACAUGACGAUCUACAUCGCAACACUGUGUCUGUAUCCUCUUUUCUACGCCUUGAUGCCACUGCUGGUACUGUUGACGCCGGGGUCAACAGUGUUUUAUAGCUGCCUGGCGGGGCUGCUGGCAAUGAAGGUGGUGCUGGAGAUUACAUGUUAUCCGGCGCUGUUCCUGGUGCUGUAUGAGACCGCCGUUACGGGGCCAGGGGGUGCGGCCGCGAUGGGCAGCGUGUAUGGGUUGAGUGCUGCUGUGGCGGGGGCGGCGAAGGGGGUUGGACCAGUAGUGACGGGGUGUGUGUGGAAGUUGGGGGUUGGCGGAGGCGGGGUGGGGUGUGCGUGGUGGGCGUUGGCGGGGAUGGGGGGGUUGGGAUUGGUAGGUGCUGUGGGGCUGGUUGUUGGUGGUGAGGGGAAGGGGGGAAGGGCGUGGAGGAGGAGGUGGGGGUGGAGGUCUAGAGGGUGUUUUUGUAGAUAG